AUGAAGUUCUCUGCCCCCGCUUUCUCUGCUACUCUCUUUGCUCUCGCCAGCGGUGUCACCGCUCAGCUUACGAUCCUCUCGCCUGGAGGACCCGACCUUUGGUGGGUCGCUCAGUCUGACAAUGACAUCACCUGGACGUGCAAGACUUCCCCCUACACGAAUUUCACCGUUCUGAUCGCCAACUCGGACCCAACGGUUCUCGUGCAACCCCAAGCGUUUAUCGCCCAACAAAACAAUUUCGACUGCUCCGAGCUCAUCACAAAGGACAGGGUCAACAUGCCGCCCGCAACCGGCUACACGAUUCAGCUCGCUGACCCCUUCAACGAAACCAACGUCUACGCCACGUCGCAGCCCUUCGAAAUCAAGCCUCUCGGUUCCGUCUACCCCGCCUCCUCCGCGACGCCGACAGCCACUGGUAGCGCCACCGGGUCAGCCUCAGGCUCUGCGACUGAGACCAAGGCCGGCGCCGCCGCCGCGUCGAGUUCCGCCUCGGGGUCGAACGGUGCUGCUGGCCUCGUCGCUCCCGGCAGUCUCGCUGCCGCCGCCAUCGCUGCCCUCGGCCUCAUGUUCGCUUGA
Molecule: messenger RNA, 576 nt
Organism: Dichomitus squalens LYAD-421 SS1
Lineage: Eukaryota; Fungi; Basidiomycota; Agaricomycetes; Polyporales; Polyporaceae
Exons: 4
Coding region: 1-576 (191 amino acids)
Source: RefSeq, a predicted model, not a curated record